This is a messenger RNA of Leptosia nina, 1584 nucleotides long. The record is from the annotation of a GenBank genome assembly. Lineage: Eukaryota; Metazoa; Arthropoda; Insecta; Lepidoptera; Pieridae.
AUGUACAAAAUAAUGAUAAUUGAAGCCGUGAAAAAAUACGUAACAUCAAGACCAAAUUCCAAAAAUUUUAUAGAUCCCAUUAGAAAGUGUGACCAACUUAUGUGCGAGUUAUCAAAAGUCCCUAUGCCAAGUGAAAAUGUUCUUGUGGAUGAAGUAGAAGAAAUAAAAAUGAAAUUCGAAGUAGACGAAUUUUUAAGUGAAUUACCUUUAAAUGAAGAUGGAGAAAACUUACCAAAUAAAUCAAAACUCAAAGUAACACUAGCCAGGCGUUUGAGUGACUUAGAAAAAUCAGGACACGGCUCCGAAAUAGAACAGAAAAUGAAAGAGGAGGUCCAAAAAUGCUUAAUUAAAUUUCACGAAAGCAUUGAUGCGCUGCCGAUAGAUUCAUUUAUUGAAAAGCUCAAACUUACAGAACCUUUAAGAAAGUCUCAUCCAACUAAUGUUGGUGGCAAUAAUUACGUAAACGAUAAUUUUGUAACACCGCCAUUAGUAAACUCUUACAAAACAAAUUAUCAAACAGAAACAAAUGAGAAACUUUGCUGCACAUCGCCACUUAAUACUGACGAAAAUCAAUGGAUGUCCCUUAUGACAAGUACUCCGCAAAACGAUUUGAAUAAUGUAGAAUGUAAUACAACUUCGAAACAGAUUCCACAUAAUUGUGGCUUAUGUACGACGAGCACCCAAGACUUCGGAGACAGAUUUGAACAGACUCGGGGCAUAUAUAAAGAACCAAAUGCAAUAAGACCUAGAUCAGCAAAUUUUGGAAUAAAUAACAAUGAUAAUAGAUGCUUAAGCAACUCGACCUAUCAAAAAGACGUUGAAGAGCAGACAUAUUGUCGCGAUAAAAUACCCAACCAAACUGAUAAUAGUGAUAUUACUACUGAAACUUUUGAGGCUGCGAUUCGUGUAACAUCAACGCCAGUGUCACAUAAUUCAGUUGGGGCAAGCAAUUUCGAUAGAUAUCAUAAUGCUUCUGUUACCUUUCGGAGACCAAACUUUAUAAUAACGCAAAAACAAAACCAAUUUUCAAAUAGUCAAAAGUCUGCUAGUUCCUGUUCAAAACAAUGCAGCCAAAUUCACAAGAGCCGCACAUCCGUAGAUAAUGAAUCAGAUCAAGAGUUGGACGUAGUUAGCAGAGUUUCUGGCACACGAAGUCAAAGGGCAUUGAAGCAAAGAGAUAAAGAAGACCAGGAUCUUGUAAGAUACCAAAUCUCGAGUAACCGCAUACCACAUUCCAAUUGCCAAAGUCGCAAUCAAUCAACUAAUGGACCGUGUAAUAUAAUACGAGACAACGAUGGUUCCAAUCAGCGAAAAUCGUCAGGCGCUUGUAAGCCAUGCAGAAAAUCGAAUCUAGGAAUGAUCGGACGCAAGAAUACAUCUGAAUCACGUGUAAAAAAACUUGAUAAGGAAAAGCCUAUAAGUAGCUGUACACACAGCGUUAGUUCCGAUGACGAAGAGUCCUGCAGAUGUUCGAAAAAGCUCCCUCACGCCAAAUCGUGUAAUACACAUGCGAAGAAAAAUUGUAAGAUCUGUACCACCUUUAGCGUGCCAACAUGCAGAUAUCCCGGUUUUUACUAUUGCUGA